GAGAUGUAUCCAAAUAAUAUGGUCUAUUACUUAAUAAUAGACCUGUUUAUUGUUGGGCCACUGCUGGGCUGGUUUUUCAGUUUUCUUAUUGUUGGUGUUUUUUAACCGAAGUAGCGAAUUUUACAGAUUUAAAAUUUCUUUCUCAUUGUUAUCUACACAAACAAAAGGUUGUAAAUUUUCUCCUUUAAUUAUUUCCAAUCUAUUCUAGUAAACGUUUAUAAAAUAUGUAAAAUAAAGUUAGAAGCCGGUAGUUAAAAGGUGUUUUUUAGCAAUUCUUGUGAUAUUUAUGAUGGAUGCUGAGUUUACGGGCUGUAGUUUACGGAUUUCUGUACAGUGGUGGGGAAAAAGUGGAUCGGUCACAUGGCGUCUGAUCUAAGCAAUUGUAGUAAGAGCAAAAACAAUUUCAAGCUUUAUGAGAAAACGUAGUUGAUAUGCAUUCGUGUAUUCAGUGAAAUAACCAUGUUAUACUUAUUUUCUGAAAAUAGGCUAAUAUCUCACUGGCAGUAAGAGGGUAAAUUUCAAUCGAAAUCAAGGAAUUCCCGUGGCGUGUUAAACUAACAUAUUACUUUUGGUCAGCACAAAAAUGUCAAAAUAUAUUUAGCGUUAUUAUUCCAUUUCUGGAGAGUGGGUUGCUUCAGAUUCAAUUAGGGCGGGCACUAUGUUCAGGUUUAUCAUAAACACUUUAAAUGAAUGUUGGUUUUUAUGUAGCAAUAUUAAAAGGAACUUAAUUGUGGCACUGCGGCAAUAGUCGGUACUUACUGCAGGUAAGAGGUGGUCUUAUGGCGCAUUUAUUUAUAAUUACCAAGACAGUUUGUUGAGUCACGUUUUAGUUCAUAUGCAAUAAAUCUCUAAAAGGUUUGUUAAUUAUUAUAGUGGGUUAGCUAUAAGCCAAAUAUGGCUUUUUUCGGUAUUUACUUAUUAUCUUUAUUGUUUAUUUUAUUGCACACAUGGAAACGCGAAACCGGAAAAGGCGCCGUCCGUCGGUCAAACUACACCAGCAUCCCAGCCAAAACCUACCUGGCACCAGCCAACAACCCCGUCAGCUGCCUUCUACCCAAAUGCCCAAUCAGCUGCCUCCCAACCAACAGCCUGUCCAGCUGCCUCCCAACCAACAGCCUGUCCAGCUGCCUCUCACCCCCAGCCAUCGACUCGGCCAAUGGUCUUCAAACCAACAGUCCGGCCAUCAACCCGACCAGCUGCCUCUCAGUCAACAACUGGGCGACCAGAUGCAGCCUGCAGCAAGCCCGCCAGAUCCGGCUGUUCAAUCGGCUGCAGAAUCCACUCGAUACCUUCUAUAACCAUUGCCAUGCACGACGGCAAAUGGGUGACGGUGGACGUUCGUCGCCUAUGGGUUUUCAAAGAGUUAGAACGGCUCGGAAAAUGCGAUCGUGGAGACAUUGAGGUCGGGUACAGCAUCCCAUCUGCAAAACUGACAACGAGAAAUGGUGGUGUCAAAAUUGACGUCCGUGGCUCACCUGGCGGAACAUGGUACACUAUCCCAGGAUCCGGGAUCAGCAGUCAUUACCGGGUAGUUUCGGGAAACUCGCGGUAUGCAGUGUUUGAUGACUGGGACUUUGAUUUUGAUUUUGAUCGAUUCACGCUAAAUGACGAAUUUGAUUUGUUUUUAAUAUUUUGCUUUUGUCUUCAACUAUGACCAACUCAUGUGUACAUGUGAACGUGCAUUUAGAUUUUACGAGUACAAAUUUUGAUUUCGCGAAUAUUUUUUUUGUCGUUUUAAGUAGGUAAUAUUGAGGAUUUUGGGAAAUGAGAAUAUAAAACAAUGUGUGUUAAUACAACAUGAUUGUUAUAUAUACAUCUAACAGGCAUGUAGAUAAAAUUAUGCAAACUUAAGACACUUUCAGUUUGAUUUAUGUUUAUAAUGCAGUAAACAAUAAUCAUCAAAUCACAAACAUAAAAAGGGUACACAUUGGCAGAUAAAUGUUAUUCGGUAGGAUUAAGUGGUUGAAACGAACUGUUAGUUAUCGUUAUUCAAACAAGUUAGAUAUUUAUUUGAUAAAAAUCAAUAACUUUGUGUAUUAAUUUAUGAUCAGAGAAUAAAAAAAUAAGGAAACACUUC
Messenger RNA from Dreissena polymorpha, 2077 nucleotides. RefSeq names its product cell division protein ZipA-like. The transcript has 2 exons. Bases 948 to 1298 code for a protein of 116 amino acids. The record is from RefSeq and is a predicted model, not a curated record. Lineage: Eukaryota; Metazoa; Mollusca; Bivalvia; Myida; Dreissenidae.